Messenger RNA from Sitophilus oryzae (rice weevil), 2678 nucleotides. Its product is annotated as Down syndrome cell adhesion molecule-like protein 1 homolog. The transcript is spliced from 6 exons. The record is from RefSeq and is a predicted model, not a curated record. Gene Ontology annotation, biological process: synapse organization. Bases 377 to 1234 code for a protein of 285 amino acids. Gene Ontology annotation, cellular component: neuron projection membrane. Lineage: Eukaryota; Metazoa; Arthropoda; Insecta; Coleoptera; Curculionidae.
GCCCGCCUAACGCAUCCCCACGCCACCCUCGAUCGAAUUAAGGCCCUCCAGAUCGUCUUUUUUUCGCAGCUUCCGCGAAACAGCCGCGCUCCGGCUUCGGCUUAAUAAUUCUUUUGUUUGCCGGACAAAAGAACGACGAAGUCGUCGUGAUUCUUUUGUUGGACGAUAAAGGCUUAAGAAAUCCUCCUUGAAUUUGUUUUUAUUUUCUUGGACUUUUAUUUGUGUUAAUGGAACCAGAAGGUUUUUGCGAGGUUCGGUAUAGUUAUCUAUGACCAUGGUGGGAGAUGAGACAGGAAAAUUUAGUGAAGUGAUUGAUUGUUAGUGAUUCAUUUUAUGUUUUAACAAAAACAUAGUGUGGGAGGACAGGUUAUUUUCGAUGAAAAUGAUUGGUUCUGAUUUGUUUUUGAUGAAAAUAACUAUUUUGUCUAUGCUGGCUUCUACAGGCUUGAGUCGUGUGAAGCGUCAAGAUGAUUCUCACUCAUACCCAGUGGGCGAGAACGAGAUCGAACCUUUAAUAAUUGACAGGGGACCCUAUUUUGACAAGUCGGUGUCCAGAAAUGUCACAGCUCUAGUGGGGAAAACAGCCUACUUAGGUUGCAGAGUUAGAAAUCUAGGGAAUAGAACAGUGUCAUGGAUUAGACAUAGAGACCUACACCUCCUCACAGUGAACAGAUUUACAUAUACCUCAGAUCAAAGAUUCUCAGCUCUUCAUAACCCUCAGACAGAAGACUGGACCUUACUGGUGAGGUACCCACAGAAAAGAGAUGCAGGAAUAUAUGAAUGCCAAGUGGGUACAACACCUCCUAUAGGUCAUUCUAUGUAUCUUUCUGUUGUAGAACCAAUUACGAUGCUUUUGGGUGGUCCCGAAAUGUACAUCAACCAAGGCAGCACUAUGAACCUCACCUGCGUGGUAAGGCACAGUCCUGAACCUCCACCCUCUAUUUAUUGGACUCAUGACCAACAAGAAAUCAACUACGAUUCGCCAAGGGGUGGGGUAUCUGUCAUUACAGAAAAGGGGGAUAUCACAGUGUCAUAUCUGCUGAUUCAGAGGGCCACUGAAAAAGACAGUGGACGAUACACCUGUCAUCCUUCCAAUGCCAAUCCUAAGACUUUAACAGUUCACGUGUUGAGUGGUGAGCAUCCAGCAGCUAUGCAACAUGGAGGACAGCUUAGACUUGAGUACCCAUUCGCAGUGAUAUUCCUGAGUAUUACAGUGACUCUAAUAGCUCCAUGACCAUUUUUUACACGCCACCCAUCUCAUCUGUAAAUAAUUUCUAUUCAAGUAAAACCAAACUAUUGAGAAAUAUUUGUCCAAUUGUAAUAAAAUAAGUCGUAAGUUUAUGACCAAGAGAAUUAUAGAUAGUUUUUCGAAGAAACCCAAUAAGGGAAACUUUUUCGAAAAUGGACGAAAUUCGUUUUCGAAGAAUAUCGUUUUUUGUGCGGUCAAUAUGUCUCGUAUAAAGAUAACAAAAAUUCUGUUAUAGACUGCGAACAUUUUCUAUUAUAUUUUCUCUAAAGAUUAUUGAUUUCCAUCACAAGAUACGUCGAAAGUCUCUCUAUUGUAUUGAGAUUCCAGUGUUCUUUUAUUGAAAACUGAGGUAAGGCAACUUAUUUUUUAACUAUUAUUAUAUUUUAAGCAUUUACAUUACACAGAUUUUGUUAAUUGAUUUUUUUUCUAAAUUAACACCUCUUUGUUAAUUGAUAUUGACGGCAAAAUAAAACACCAAUUUACAACAAUACACCAAUUUUACUUUUGCACUGGACGCGCAUUUUCUUAACCAUGUUAGCAUCACAUGAUUAAAACUAAGCCAAUAUCUACAAAUUAAGAGUUAAUGUACAGAUUGUAAUCAGAAAUAUGUAGGACAAACUAGAUCAGUAUUAACUGGAUCUAAAGAACAUAUAGCUCAGAUAAGAUGUGGUAAACCGGAUAAAUUAUAUUGCGUUGCUCAACAUAUUGCUGAAAAAGAACAUUGUAUAGAUACUGAUAAUUUAAAUUUAAUUAAACAAGUCUCAAAUUGCAGACAAUUUGAUGCAUAUGAGAGCGUCACAAUUAAUAAAUGUAAAGAUAGUAUGAACAGAGACAAUGGUCCAAUUCCUUUCAGUUCCCUGUUCCUACUGCUCUAGUUUCGGAAAUUAAUUGUUACGCUCGGCUGAUUUUGAGGGUAUUGUGAUAGAUAUAACCUUUUAAAAAAAAUAAGUUUUUAAUUUGUUUUGUGAUCGUAUUUUAUAAUUUUGACCUCUGUUUGACUAUUGGAAUUUUCUAUUAUUCUCCAUACUUUUAAUUUAAAAAUUUAUAGUUUUUUUACUAUUGAUAUAAUAAUAUAAUGUUUUUUUUUCUGUGUAAUAAUUCAGAAUUGUAACAUUUGAAAAUUCAUAAUACGUCAUUUCUCGACUUUCAAAAUUCCAUUUGACAAAACCACAUUUGUUUAUUUGGGUUAAGGCUUUGGAGAUUUUGCUUUAUUGCAUUUUUAAUUUUUAUUUUACGUGUUUUCUUGGAAAAAAAACCUUUGCUUGUAGGAGGGCUAUAUGUAUAACGGAUUCAUUAAAAAUCCAGUAUUUUUCACAAAGAGACAGAAUGAGGUUGAAAACACACUUGGUGCAGCCACACUAUCCCAAAAACGGCGUAUCGGCGUAACGGCGUAACGACCUUGAAUCGAUUUCCAGUAAUUCUAUUGGCU